Alternaria rosae is the source of this 1395-nucleotide messenger RNA. Its product is annotated as 8-amino-7-oxononanoate synthase. The transcript has 3 exons. The record is from RefSeq and is a predicted model, not a curated record. Gene Ontology annotation, biological process: biosynthetic process. Lineage: Eukaryota; Fungi; Ascomycota; Dothideomycetes; Pleosporales; Pleosporaceae. Gene Ontology annotation, molecular function: pyridoxal phosphate binding. The coding region runs from base 1 to 1395 and encodes 464 amino acids.
AUGUACGCAAACACUAUGCUCACGAAAUGGCUCCAGGACCUCAAGCCCCGGGCUGCUGCCAUGAAGGAUAAACCAGCUUUCUAUCGCAACCUCGAACAAGCCAUGGAUAUCAGCCGCACGGAUCACAACAUCCAGACCGCCAAGCCUCGCUGGGACGACUCCGUUCUAGACUUUACCUCAAGUGACUUCUUGUCCUUUAGCCGCUCUGGCCGCAUCCGCGAAGCUUUCUUGGAGGAGAUAGAUCGCCAUGAGAAUUUCCGCCUUAGCGCCUCAGGCUCUCGCAUUCAGUACGGAAAUUAUGACUAUCUUAUCCAAAUGGAGCAGGAGAUCGCAGAGUUUCACGGAGCGGAAACAGCAUACAUUGCACAUUCGGGCUAUAUGGCCAACGCCGGGACGGUAGCGGCUGUACCUUUGCCUGGUGAUGCGAUUGUAUACGAUGAUGCUGUCCACGCAAGCACUCACGAAGGCAUGAAGCUUUCGCUGGCUUCGCAUCGGUUGGCCUUCCGACACAAUGACCCAGACUCUCUCCACGAGGUUCUAAGCUCACUCAAGGACUCACAUCCGGCCUUUGGAGCAGGGAAAUGCUCAAUUUUGAUCGCGGUGGAGUCUGUCUACAGCAUGGAUGGAGACAUCGCACCGCUCGAAGAGUUGGUGCAGGUGGCCAAAGAGCUAUUUCCCCUUGGCAACGCUCAAUUCAUCAUUGAUGAAGCUCAUAGCAACGGCGUUAUUGGACCAAAGGGCAGAGGGCUCGUAAACAUGCUGGGACUAGAAAAAGAAAUGGCUAUUCGCAUUCACAUGUGCAGCAAAGCCUUGGGAUCGACUGGAGCGAAACAAGGCAUCAUCUUAUGUAACAAAACUAUUCGUGAUCGAUUGAUCAGCAACGCUCGUUUCGCCGUCUACAGCGGUGCGCCAUCAUUUCCAAUGGUGGCAUGUAUGCGCGCUGGAUACCGGUUAUUGGAGAACGGUGAAGCCGAAAAGGGAAUGGAACAGAUUCAAAAAGGUGUCAGGCACUUUCUUCAAACCAUCACCUCACACCCCGUAUGGGAUGAAGCAAUGAGCAAAGGCAUUCUCAACAUACCUAUCGUUGAGGAUGCCGAGGACAUGGAGGUCCUCACUCAUAUCGUGCCAGUAUUGACGCGUACGAAACACGAACUCUUCCUCUUCUUCCAUCUGAUGCUCAACAAUAUCAACGCAUAUUGUAUCUCUUUUCCUAUCGUUCCCAAGGGGCAAAGUCGUGUACGUUUGGUGUUCCAUGCCCACAACGGCCUAGACCAAGUGGAGAAGCUGGCAAAUGUCAUCUGCGAGUGGGCGCAAGAGAUGUUGGACAUUGAAGCUGGCAAGACUGAAAACACUAUUCCAAGCGCAGCGCGUCAGGUUUAUGCCAUGAAGAUUUGA